AUUAUUUCCUCCCUCACUGUGCAAAAUAUAAAAAGAACCGAAGUUAUUAAAAAGGUAAGAGAGAAUAGGAGAAAAGAAGGGAGGAACUCCUUUGAAACAGAUCAUAAAUACAAACUUCUGGAUAAUAAGUGGGUUUCAUCUCAGUCAAUAGGAGUUUUGUCUUUUGAAUUCUAUGGGAACAAAUGUGUAUUGGCUGAACUUUAGUUACAGGCUUCUUUCCAUUAGUUCCUUGCAGCGUAGAUAUUGCUCACAAAGUUAUUCGUGCAAGGAGAACUUCCAAAAUUUGCCACAUUGUUCACUUGGUUUUUUUAUACUGCUGGUGCACGUCAUGCAGGUGAAACUGCGAAGUGAUGGAUGUUCUCCAUGGAGGCUGGCUAUGCUCCGUCGGAGAAAGGGCAUUUGAACACAUUUCUAGCCCUGCCUCCUUGAAUUGUUUAGUUCUGUUGCACAAAAGAAAAAUGGAGCUCCUUAGUCUAUUGCUGUUGCUUAUUACCCGUAGUGUAUUAUAGUCUGGACUUGGUGAGACAUUUUUUGUAUUUAAAUUUAGACAAAAAUUGUAAUUUCGGUUCUGUAUAGCUAAAAAUGUUAUGCUUGGGAAGGGGGAAAAAGGGGAGUGCUUCUAAGAAGGAGCAGGGGCUAAUUUUACCAAGAUACAGAACUAGUCUCACUGCAGGUAAAACCAGUUCCUUUGACAUGAGGUUACACAAGAGCUCGUUCUUCAUGUUUAAAUGAUUCUAUGAACAUCACCUAAUGUCUGUAAAAGUGACCCAUAUGCUAAGGAUCUCCUGUGGUUUUAAUAUUAUGGGACCCUGAUUUUUAAGCUAUUACAUUUUUUUCAGGCUAAUUUUUGAGGUGUUCAUUCUGAUUCGGAAAGACAUGAGAAAGCAGAUGACAACCUUCAAUCAUGUUUAUUUUUAGUCCAUCAAAAGUUCUUCCUGACCAAUUUUGUGUUUUCUUUGCAUUGGUUCCUUGCAGCGUAGAUGCUUCUUUCCAAGGGAAGGACUGAAGAUAAUUUGAACUAAAGGUAUGGAAUUAUGGAAGGAGAGCUGUCAGUCAGAAGUAUUUAUAGAGGAUAUCGGACUUCCCUCGCAGUUAGACUGAGCAUAGGAGUAAGUGGAAUGAUGCAGAAUCAUGUAUUUCAAAUCUGAUUCUGAUAAUUGCGUAAAUGAGCGUAUGGGAAAACCAGCAGAAACUAAUGCAAACACCAGUUAUUUCACUUGAUACUUUCCUAGUCCUUACAGAUGCAAAAAUAGCCAUUUCAUGUUUCUUGAAAAUUGAGAAUUAUCUGGUUUGCAACAACAUCAGUUGAUUUAUUACCAAAUUAUGAAAGAUGUUAGUUGUAGAUCACAAUGAGAACAGCUCUCAAACGAUACUGUUUUUCAGUAGUGAUAAUAUCUUAAGUAUUGUUACUGAUUUACUGAGGUAUAUGAAUACAAUUCCAUUAUGGUUUUUCAUCUAGAUUUUGUAUAAUGUUCCUUUCAAAGAUGCUAUUGCUUUUUUGAGACCAAACUAGCAAAAUAAUUUUGUCUUUUUGUUUGGAUUUUUUUUUUUGUUAAGGGAAUUUGUCAAUAGUGGCUCAUAUGUGAGCUUAGGUGUGUAGUCUUAAAAAAAAAAUUUAAAAAUGUAUUUUGUGUUGGAGGCUAUAUCAGAAAAUAAAUUACUGAAACUUCUAUAACUGUGCUGUGUAAGUGACCCCUGAUGUGACACUGUCUACCAAGAGCCUUCUGUGAUGCAGAUGGAGUUUUAAGCAUGAGAUGCAGCUGCCUAAUGAUAUCAUCUUCUCUCUUUCUUGCAUACAUGUGCUGGAGCCCAGAUGGAAAUGCUUUUCGGAGCUGCAGUUGGAAAGAGUACUUUCCCUACGAAUCCUUUCAGUAGUAGUGCUACCACUGGAAACUGACUUAUUUAACUAAUAGGAUCCCCCUUGUAUGUGACUUUGAGCACCAAACAGUUUUUCUAGAUUAGUGCUACUUUCAAACAAAAAUUUGUCAUGUAGGAAUGAGAAAGUUUUUGUUGCUGUUCCAAGCACUAAUUUUCACUGUCCUUCCACAAGCCUUGAUGGUGGCAAAGUAAACUGUUGUCUCAGUUUCUGUGAUUCAAGUACAUGAUAUUCCUCAAACAACUAAGAUCUUAGUGUUAUACCAGAAACAAAAAAAAUUCAGUCAAAGCUUUUGUGGCUAAUUUUUAUUUUUCAGUGAUGGACAAAAGAAGAAACCACAAGAUGUCACUCUAUCCUAAGAAGCUGAGAAGUACUUUCCCCUUGACAGUAAUCCUAUGGGAGUGUUAGAAAGCUGAGUAUCCUGAAUGGGACUCAAGCAUAUGUAGGUCUUGGUAAAAUCAAUGAAAGUUUCUUGAGUUCAAGAGCAUAGACACAGGUGCCUGAGAUAAAUAAUCGGGGGUGGGGGGAACAAGCCCAAAAAAAAACCUGCUUUGUGUUGCAAACUUUUCUGUGAUUCUUGGUAAGAGAUUGCUGGAUUAAGUUCAUUGCUCAUAGGGGAAUUUUCAUCCAGUUCAUAGCCUGCAUGAUUGCAUUGUGUAAUUGGUGUGGGAUGAAAUAAAAGAAAAAAAGUUUGUUCUUUCAACCCAUCUCCAUGAACAGCAGUAGAGCUGUACUGUGGUUACUUCAGGGUGUCAGUGCUGCAAUAGGAGAUGUAUUUUCUUGACUACAAGAGAGAAAUAACUACGGUUGAAGUCAUUCAUAUGCUGGUCUUAUUGUGGUGGUGUUCUCUUUUGCUUACCUCUCUUAUUUCCCCCACUCCCUUGCUGCCUUACAUACAGUCACUAGAAUUUCUAUGUGAGCAGAUUCCCAGCGUGUUCUCCCCUUAUACAGUAAAGUCACACCACUGUCAGGUGUUCUACUCUCUUCCUGGGGAGGAGGCGAUAUUAUUCCUAUGAGGAUUUUCUAAAAAAGACAAGGCAUACUCCAAAAGUAGUGUUUACAAGCUAAUUCUUGAGUUGUUUCUGUCCCUUUUAAUGGGCAAUCUUUGCUUUUGUCCCUAUAGUGGAAAAUGGAAAUACAUGGAUUAAAAAGAGAUGGAUGAUUUACCCCCAAAACCCAGUGCCAGGGAGGAGGAGAACAGUACCUUAGUAACUCAGAUAAUACCAGCAAGAAGUGAGUUGACUUCCCUUGUGAGCUACUCUGCAUAUACUGACACAGUUGAUGAGAAAUUGUAGAUUAAUUUAGCUUGUAAAACUCUCUGCAGUCCCUAAGGAUUUUGGAUCAAGCUGCAGUAGUCACAGGGGUCCAGACAGAAUGAAGACUCUGCCUGCCUACUGGGGACCUUUGUUAAUUGGUUCAGUAGCUUGUCUUUGGCUUCCAGCUGGCAUUGGUUAAGGGCUGUAAAACAAAGUUACACAUGAGAAACCAUUCGCAAUAGACAAACAUACUUGGUACUGUAAAACUCAUGAACAACACUACAGACCUGUUACCCCCAUCUACCAGGGCUUCUCAAAUGACGUUCUCGUUGUAAUAGCAGUACUAUAUAAAAACAUCCACAUGAAUGUUUUUCAUUUCACAGCACUAAUUAGAAGCCUGAGUCAUGGACCAGUUGCUCUAGGCAUUGGGCAAACUGAAUAAGAAGAUAGACGGAAGUCAUGUAAUAAAAUGCAGUUUAAUUUGCAGUUUAUAGAUGAUAGCACAGUGCAGUAGUCAAGGCUGUAAGGCUAAUGAAGGAUAUCUGACUUAUUCACAGUCACUGUGGCAGGCAGGUAAAUGGUGAAAGGUAGUGAAGAUAAAUGUAUUAUCUGAACAAUAGGCGAGUCUCAGCGCCACUCACUAUUUUAGGAAUUGUUCAGACUUUUUCAAAACACCUUACAAAUACAGGCUCCAAACUCUUAAUGGCUGUGCCUGGAAGUCAGGCAGCUGAUCAUUCUCAGGUGCAACUCUCAAGCAAGCACAGCAAAGCUCAAAAUGUUGGCAGCUGUUCCUAAAAAGCAUGGUAUGCAAACAUCUUCAUGGCACUCUCCACUUUCAACUGUGAUCAAAUAGUCUGAGAGGUUUGUUUCUUAAUGAUAUGUUUGCAACACUGUGUUCUGGAAAAUAAUCUGGUAGAUAGUGGUAGUAAAAUUCGAAGUCUACUAGGACUCAGCUGAGGAAAAAGAUUGAAGUUGUUCCUGCAGCUAGGGAAUUUAGCCCAUUGCUUGACUUUUUAUCUUUUCAGCCAUACUGAAUCACAAUAUGAAUGAUGUUUCAGAUAUGACCCAUGCUUUACUGAUAACAAGUUGUUUUACUAUCUAUCUCUCAUAAACACACAUCUUCUCCUCCCUGUGGAAGAGUCAUCUUUUGGACAAACUGAGGGAAGAACUCCUACAGAAAAAUUAUUCUGUCUUUGUAUAGAAGUGCUUUUAAGUAAGGAAGAAAAAAACAUAGAGGAAAUCUGGGUUGUGUCUAAAUUGUGUCUUUUGUGCUCUUGUUAAGGGAUUGGGAUUGGCCAUGGAAAAAUCCUGGUUUUUCUUUAAUAACAAUUUGUUUGGGUGAGCUUCAACCAUUCCUUCAGGUAUUCUGAUGCUACCAAAAGAGUUUAGACCAAAUCAGAGUUUAACAUUUUUACUCUAUUUACAUAUGUAUGUUAAGAGUCAUGUUUUAAAACCAAGCAAUUUGCAAUGCUGGAAUGUUUGCAUGCGGUAACUGUGUGAUAGCAUUGCCUGAACAGAAUGAAAGAAACACGUCAAAGCAUGCUAAGAAAUAAAAGGCAUCAAGAAGUCCAAUCUUGCCCUGAGACCUGUAAAGAUCAUGGUCUGGACAAUGCCAAAUCUCACUGGUCACCAGCAGUCUGAUAUGAAAAGCCUGUUUAUUUGAGGGUUUUGUCAUUGUCAAUAUACUUUGUAAACGGCAUAUUUCAAAAGGUAACAGCCAGAAAGCUGGCAUAGUUUGACCCAGGAACUAACAAAAUUUCUCAAGUUUAUUACAAGAGAAAUACUGAUCUUAAAAUCCAUUGUCUCUUCUGGGAAAUACUCUCUUUGGGUCAGGCUGCAGCUUGGGCUUACCAGUGUGUAGUGACCAGUCUGUCAUUUUCCAGAAGCAGGACCAUAUAAAACUCCCACUGCUAUUAAAGCCCUCCAUGAAACCCACCAAGAGGUAAAAGAGGCUAAUUCUAACGUUGCUGCUGCCUGUUUUACAUAUGUGUCUCCAUUGCUUUUUCCCCUACAGAAUUUUCUCCUUGGUCUAAACAAAAAGAGAAUCGGGGACAGUGUGCUGCAGUUUAUAAGUUCACUGCAGAGUUUUUGAACAGAAAUUAUUUGCGUAUUGUCCCAAUGUAUCAGAGCUAGUCUUACUGCUACAGUUUCAUAGGGUGCAAGUUGAACAGGCUAACCUUGAAUACUUUUAAUUCAUUUGUUUUCCAGUGUCGUUCCAAGUUUAAUGUCUAUACAUCUAUGGAACAAAGUGUUCUGAGGAGGUGAUCUCUUGAUUACUGACCUUUUGAAUCGUAACACAUGUGGGACAGAGAGCUUGGAACCAUGAGUAAAAUAGCUUGCCUUGUAUCGAGCACUUACAAAAGCUGAGGACGUUACCAGUUCUUCCUCUUCACUAUGAUGAUUACAGCAAGGCUUUAUUCUGCAGUACUUGGCUUUUCCCUGUGAAUGCUCUCCAAGUCCUACCAGUGGGAGUCACAUAGUUUACUGGAAUCCUGAAUGGGCAGGACAAAAAGAAAUUUGUUGCCUAGUGCUUCCUAUGAGUAUCCAUGCAGAUUAUACUAAUGAAAUAUUCAAAGAAAUUCUCUCUCUCUUACUGAUUCAUCCAACACGAAUGCCAUGGAUUCCUGGAUAUAGUCAAACCAGUUCCUCAGGUCAGACUACAAGCAAUCAAAAAUUCUGUAAAUCCUAUUCAUCCUGCUACUCCAUCCUAAGUGAUACACACACUAUUCCACUGGUUUUAGCACAAAACAGAGGAAUCAUCAGGCAGAGCUGUGAUUCUGGGCUACCAUCCCCACUUCCUUCAGAUUCCUUCAAGUAUCUCGGCUGGUGUGACAUAGAAGAACAUGAUGUUCGAGGAAAUCAGCUUCAUUGUCCCCGAGUGAGAGAAGGGCCCUCAGAAGAAGAGCUGUUUUUCAGAGGAGAAGAACAGACUUUGAAAAAAAGAAAACAAGUAACUGACACAGAGAAGUGGCAAAAGAAACUGCAAGAGAACUGGGAAAACUGCGCUGAGUUGAACCUUUCAUUUCAGGACCUGGGUGAUCUUUACCAGGUGGAAAACUUUAAAAGGAUUCUCCAAAGACUAAUUCGGGUGGAAAAACUUUGGUUGGUGGACAAUUCUUUGACAGACCUAAGUGCCAUAAGGUUGCCAAGAUGCAGAGAACUAAAUGUCAAUAAAAACCACUUUACAUCCUUCAAACAGCUGCCAAAGAUACCUCAGAUUCAGCACUUAUCACUUGCUGAAAAUAACAUUGUGACGCUAAGUGGAAUAUCAGACUUCAGACAUACUCCACUUGAAUCCCUUAUACUCAAGAGGAAUCCCUGUGAGUUUCAAGAAAGAUACAGACAACUUGUAUUCUCCAGUUUGCCAAAUCUGAAAAUGCUGGAUGGUAUCCCAAAACUGCCAGAGGACUGUUCACCCCCAGACGUCAGGGGUUUUUUCAAAAUGUGUACUAUACUCUAGCAUUGUAUUUUUGUAGGACCACAGUUGUGCUAGGACCACCUCACUUAAAAGGUACAGUAAAUCCUGUGUAUGGAAGUUACUAUUUUUUGCUGGUCAAAGAGAUACUGAAGCAGAAAUAUAAUUUUUCUGAAUGCAUUUGUGAUACCACAGACUUCAUGUAAGUAUGGAAAAAUUAUAUGUAAAUAAGACAUAAUGUGUAUACUGAGUGUCAUGAGUUUGGUGUAUUAAAAAUAUUAGGUGA
Molecule: messenger RNA, 6833 nt
Organism: Aquila chrysaetos chrysaetos
Lineage: Eukaryota; Metazoa; Chordata; Aves; Accipitriformes; Accipitridae
Exons: 9
Coding region: 5669-6592 (307 amino acids)
Source: RefSeq, a predicted model, not a curated record